This is a messenger RNA of Mesocricetus auratus (golden hamster), 1777 nucleotides long. RefSeq names its product calponin 2 (gene Cnn2). Bases 95 to 1081 code for a protein of 328 amino acids. The transcript is spliced from 8 exons. The record is from RefSeq and is a predicted model, not a curated record. Gene Ontology annotation, molecular function: actin binding. Lineage: Eukaryota; Metazoa; Chordata; Mammalia; Rodentia; Cricetidae. Gene Ontology annotation, biological process: actomyosin structure organization.
CGGCGGGGGCGGCGCGCAGCCCUGUCCCGGGCCGUCCGCCCGCAGCCGGUCUCCUCGGUCCGCCUGUCCCGCGCCGGGUCCCUCGGUCCCCGCCAUGAGCUCCACGCAGUUCAACAAGGGCCCGUCCUACGGGCUCUCGGCCGAGGUCAGGAACCGGCUCCUGUCCAAAUACGACCCCCAGAAGGAAGCUGAACUCCGCAGCUGGAUUGAGGGACUCACAGGCCUCUCCAUCGGCCCGGACUUCCAGAAGGGUCUGAAAGAUGGGGUCAUCCUAUGCACACUCAUGAACAAGCUGCAGCCUGGCUCCGUCCCCAAGAUCAACCGCUCUAUGCAGAACUGGCAUCAGCUAGAAAACCUCUCCAACUUCAUCAAGGCCAUGGUCAGCUAUGGCAUGAACCCCGUGGACCUGUUUGAGGCCAAUGACCUAUUUGAGAGUGGGAACAUGACCCAGGUGCAGGUGUCCCUGCUUGCGCUGGCGGGAAAGGAGGCAGGGAGGAGAGAGACUUUGCGGCUUAGAAUCUACCACCUUUCAACAGGAGACUGUAAAGGGGCCAAGACCAAGGGGCUGCAGAGCGGCGUGGACAUCGGAGUCAAAUACUCAGAGAAACAAGAAAGGAACUUUGACGACGCCACCAUGAAGGCCGGCCAGUGCGUCAUUGGGCUGCAGAUGGGCACCAACAAAUGUGCCAGCCAGUCGGGCAUGACGGCUUACGGUACCCGACGGCAUCUCUAUGACCCCAAGAACCACAUCCUGCCUCCCAUGGACCACUGCACCAUCAGCCUCCAGAUGGGCACCAACAAGUGUGCCAGCCAGGUGGGCAUGACAGCUCCAGGGACCCGAAGGCACAUCUACGACACCAAGCUGGGUACUGACAAGUGCGACAACUCUUCCAUGUCCCUACAGAUGGGCUACACGCAGGGCGCCAACCAGAGUGGCCAGGUCUUCGGGCUGGGGCGGCAGAUAUACGACCCCAAGUAUUGCCCACAGGGUCCAGCAGUGGAAGGGGCGCCAGGCGCGGGUGAGGGCCAUGGCGAGGGCCCCGAGUACCUGGCCUACUGCCGGGAGGAGGCGGGCUACUGAGCACCCCAGGGUGCUGGCUCCCCACAUCAGCAUCCCUGUGUAGGCUUGGGGUGUUGUUUCUGUUUUCAUUGUGUUGUUUUGUUUCCUGAAACUGGGCCUCGCUUUGUGGCCCUCUCCGGCCUGGAACUCACUGCAGUCAACCUCCUGCCUCAGCUUCCUGAGGACUGGGCGGACAAGCCUUUGCUAGCUAUGCUCCCUCCUCACCCAUCAGGCCUUGCUUCCUUCCCAGGACUGACCCACGGGGAACACUGGGGUCCUUGAUGGGGUAGCCAGGCUGUGGACUUCCUGGCUGUGGGAGAGGCUGUCCCCAAGCAGUUCCCAUUUCUUCAUCUCUUCAGUUUGUGGUUUGUGAGCCCAUGAUUGCAAGCAGUUUCAAUGAAAGAAAAUGGGGGGACAAAGGCAUGGGGGUGUGCUUGAUUUCCCAAGACCCUCAGACCUCACCCUCCUGUGCCCAGCGGGGAAUCUGAAGCCUGGGACCGAGGGCUGCAAAACCAACACUCCUAACUCCCUAACCCUCCGCCCUCCCUCAUCCCUUUGGGUUCCCACCUCCUCCUGAGCAGGCCUGAUUAGCUGCCUUGAGCCCGCCCUGCCUCCAAAAGAGCUGCCAGUGACCCUCGGGCGCCCCUGCGCUGCCAGAUAAUGUGAAGUACCUUGUGUGGACCAAAAACUAGUAAAAGCCUCUGUUUCUAAGACUAA